Molecule: messenger RNA, 2775 nt
Organism: Sinocyclocheilus anshuiensis
Lineage: Eukaryota; Metazoa; Chordata; Actinopteri; Cypriniformes; Cyprinidae
Product: calcitonin gene-related peptide type 1 receptor-like
Exons: 12
Coding region: 1-1416 (471 amino acids)
Biological process (GO): cell surface receptor signaling pathway; adenylate cyclase-activating G protein-coupled receptor signaling pathway; angiogenesis
Cellular component (GO): plasma membrane
Molecular function (GO): calcitonin gene-related peptide receptor activity; calcitonin receptor activity; adrenomedullin receptor activity
Source: RefSeq, a predicted model, not a curated record
AUGACGCAGCUACAAGCAGUGGUCCUUGAGAUCCGCCAGUGCUGUUUCAUGAUAUGCUGCAUUGUGGCCAGUCCUGAGGUAAACAAAAGCCAGCAACAACAUCCUCAAAAUGUGUACCAUGACAUCGGUGUUACCAGAAACAAGAUUGUGACGGCACAGUUCGAGUGCUAUCAGAAGAUCAUGAAGGACAGCAGUCAAGACAGAAGUGUUGGCCCGGUGUGCAACAGGACCUGGGAUGGAUGGUUGUGUUGGGACGACACAGAGACCAGCGUCACUUCUGAGCAACACUGCCCUGAUUAUUUCCAGGAUUUUGACCCUACAGAAAUGGUCACCAAAAUAUGUACAGAAAGCGGGCAGUGGUUCUUGCAUCCUGAGAGUAAUCGCACGUGGACAAAUUUCACCAGAUGUAAUUUGCACACUACUGAAGGACGCAGGACCGCAAUGAAUUUGUUCUACUUGGCGCUAAUUGGUCAUGGGCUCUCUUUAACAUCUUUGUUCAUCUCGCUAGGCAUAUUCUUUCAUUUCAAGAGUUUGAGCUGCCAGAGAAUUACCCUGCACAAAAACCUUUUCUUUUCCUUUGUAUUAAACUCCAUCAUCACUAUCAUUUGGUUAACAGCAGUGGCAAACAACCAAGAACUAGUUCAGGAAAACCCAAUCAGCUGCAAAGUAUCACAGUUUAUCCAUCUGUACAUCUUUGGAUGCAACUACUUCUGGAUGCUUUGUGAAGGGAUUUACUUGCACACACUCAUUGUUGUGGCAGUUUUUGCUGAAAAACAGCAUUUAAUGUGGUAUUACCUUCUUGGAUGGGGUUUCCCUCUUAUACCUGCUACAAUACAUGCCGUAGCCAGAAGUUAUUACUACAAUGAUAAUUGUUGGAUCAGCUCAAAUACUUCUCUGCUAUACAUUAUUCAUGGCCCUAUCUGUGCAGCACUGCUGGUGAACUUGUUCUUUCUGCUGAACAUCGUACGAGUUCUCAUCACCAAACUGAAAGUGACGCAUCAAGCAGAGUCUAGUCUGUAUAUGAAAGCUGUCCGAGCCACCCUCAUUCUGGUUCCACUGCUGGGCAUCCAGUACGUUCUCCUCCCAUACAAACCUGGGGGACGCAUGUCUGCUGAAAUCUAUGACUACAUCAUGCAUAUCCUAAUGCAUUAUCAGGGACUGUUGGUGGCCACAAUCUUCUGCUUUUUCAACGGAGAGGUCCAAGCAGUUUUGAGAAGGCACUGGAAUCAGUACCGCAUACAGUUUGGAAGCGCCAUCAUACAAUCUGAUGCUCUGAGGUCUGCGUCAUACACGGCGUCCUCCAUUACGGAGGUCCAGGGCUGUUACAGCAUCGACGGCCACACAGAACACUUGAAUGGCAAAAACUGCCAUGACAUUGACAACUGCACCUUAAAGCCGGAGAAUCCUUUUGCCUGAUGCCACUGAACGUGGCAGUAUGCCGCUUAAAAAAAAAAAAAAAACAUUUUUUUUCAACGGCUGAAUUGGACCGUUUUACCCAUAAUUCACUGCUCAUUCUUUCUGAAGGGUGGAGAAAAGGCAUUUCUCCUAGAAUUUACACCGAAAAACAGUUGUCUACCUUCAUUUAAUGUUAAAUGGACAAAUAUAAGCAUUACUGGCCCUGUCUUUGUACUUUGCAGUAUUUUAGUUUGCUCGACGGCUGUGCGCAGUUGAAUCAAUAUUCAGCUCUUUUUUCAGAUUUCAUCUGUAAUGCACUUCUUUGUCUUAUAUUUGUCCCUGUAAUAAAAAAAAUGAAUUAUAUAUCUAAUCCAAAUCAUGACCACACUAAUGAGAAAUUUAUAUUUUUACUAAUAAACAAAACAAAACUAUAUGUAUGUUGAAAGAUAAAAAACUGAAAAGUGCCCAAAAGCCAGUGCCGCUUUUUCUUUUAUAAUAUUCAUUUAGUAACUAUUUUAAUGUAAUUCUGUUAUUUUCCUGUGAAGACAGUAUUAUAGCCAAUAUAUACAAUUGUUGUAUUUGUUCAUCUGGACAAGAACUAAAUGGAAGAUUAAAGAGUUUGUAUUUUUUAUUAUACUCAAUUUUGGUCGCUAUAAUGCUAUUUAUUGGAAGGGUUCAAAGUAAAUCCGUUAUUUGACUCAAAUCACAGAUAUAAUAAUUCAUAAACACGUGCUUUAGGGACCCCUAAAAAUGACACUGGAGAUUGGACCAUAAUUGAUGUAACAUUUCUAGGUUUAAUAAGAACUCAGUGUGAAGCCUUACAUUACGAAAACAAGCUCACCACUUUAUUUAAGAUAUAUUUCUCAACUUUUAUACUUAGUUUUUCACAGUUAAAUUUAUACUACACAUGCCACAUUUUCAGUGUUUUUGAUUUCAUAUUUCUUGCAGUGUUUAGUCAUGUACUUUUCUUUUAAUACAUGGCUUUUGUGAAAUAAAUGACAAUAACCCACUACCUAGAGUGUUACUCUGCAGCUUUUCCUAACAUGCUUGGAGUGUCUGAGAUAUUGCUCUCGUGUCAAAGCCCUGCCUUUCCUUUCACCCACUCUAUCGAAUUUCAAUUACAUUCCAUAUUAUUUGAAUAAUGUGCCCAGUGUUUAUGUCACAGCGUUACCUAAGCUCACUCCAUUUUAGACUUCUCUGACAAUCAACAAGGUUUCAUAAUGCUUAAAGGGAUAGUUCACCCAAAAAUGAAAAAUGUCUUUAUUUACUCACCUUCAUGAUGGUCCAAACUAGUACUGAAUGUGGACUCAAGGAGAAUUUGCAAUGAAUUGUAUGCCCCUCUUUCAAUAAUAGCUCAAUGUGGCCACAUCUGUCAAAAAA